Molecule: messenger RNA, 1378 nt
Organism: Neopelma chrysocephalum (saffron-crested tyrant-manakin)
Lineage: Eukaryota; Metazoa; Chordata; Aves; Passeriformes; Pipridae
Product: schwannomin-interacting protein 1
Exons: 7
Coding region: 1-789 (262 amino acids)
Biological process (GO): positive regulation of hippo signaling
Cellular component (GO): plasma membrane; cell junction
Source: RefSeq, a predicted model, not a curated record
AUGGACUGGGCAGCCCUGGAGAGGCACCUGGCGGGGCUGCAGUGCCGGGAGCAGGAGAGGAACACCCGCGCCAACCCCGCCUCGGCCCAGAAGAAUGAGCGGGAGUCCAUCAGGCAGAAGUUGGCCCUGGGCAGUUUCUUCGACGAUGGCCCAGGACUCUACACCAGCUGCAGCAAGAGCGGCAAGCCCAGCCUGUCAUCCCGAUUACAAAGUGGGAUGAACCUGCAGAUCUGCUUUGUGAACGACAGUGGCAGCGACAAGGACAGCGAUGCCGACGACAGCAAGACAGAGACCAGCCUGGACACGCCGUUGUCGCCCAUGAGCAAGCAGAGCUCGUCCUACUCCGACAGAGACACGACAGAGGAGGAGUCAGAGUCCCUGGACGACAUGGACUUCCUCACCAGGCAAAAGAAACUCCAAGCUGAAGCCAAGAUGGCCUUGGCUAUGGCCAAGCCCAUGGCCAAAAUGCAGGUGGAGGUGGAAAAGCAGAACAGGAAGAAAUCGCCCGUAGCGGAUCUUCUGCCACAUAUGCCUCAUAUAAGUGAAUGCCUGAUGAAGAGAAGUUUGAAACCCACUGAUCUCAGAGACAUGACUAUCGGGCAGCUACAAGUGAUAGUCAAUGAUCUGCACUCACAGAUAGAAAGCUUGAACGAGGAGCUGGUGCAGCUGCUGCUGAUCCGGGACGAGCUGCACACGGAGCAGGAUGCCAUGCUGGUGGACAUCGAGGAUCUCACCAGGCACGCUGAGAGCCAGCAGAAGCACAUGGCAGAGAAGAUGCCGGCCAAGUGAAGCCGGGAACGCCGGGAGCGGAGCUGGAGGGAGCCCUCAUCCUGCUGCUGUCCGUGUCCCAGGAAUCCAGUGUUAGUCCAUGACCAUGUCUGAAGCUUUAUGUCGGUGAUUGGCCUCUUGCUUCUUAAUUUAUUUUAAUUUUUUUACUCGUGCCACUAAAUAUCAGGCAUUUUAAUAAUAUUAUUACGGAAAAAACUGUACAGUACUUAUAACAUUAUAAAACCAUGGGCGAGAAGAGAAGGGUAGUUUAACUUUAUUUUUGUUUGUUUAGAGACUUUUUUUUUUGGUUGAACGAUAUUUUUUUCCCAUUGACUACUUUUUUAUUCUUCACUGUAGUUUUAAAAUAAAGAAACUGUACUUGACGGUGCUAUACAAGUCAAAAAAAAAAGAAAAAAUACAUGCCUGCCUCGUAGUGAAGUUGUAGCUUUCAGUAAUCUGUAUAUUUUAAUCAGUUCUCAACAUUUUGUGAAUGUUGACUACCUGACAUUCAUUUUUAGAUGUGCUAUUAACACUCGGUCGGGUUCAGAGAGUUGAAAGUUUUAUGUAUAAAGCUGUAAAAUAAAAAGGAAAAAACUUGUUUCAUAUGACA